Molecule: messenger RNA, 1020 nt
Organism: Adineta steineri
Lineage: Eukaryota; Metazoa; Rotifera; Eurotatoria; Adinetida; Adinetidae
Source: the annotation of a GenBank genome assembly
AUGCCAUCUACAGCCGAAGAUUUACCGUCAGAAAUCUGGUUUUAUAUAUUUACAUUUAUCGAAGGACAUGAUAUUGUUCAAUCAUUUUCAUCUCUAAAUUCUUUCUUUAAUUCACUUUUACAUUCACAAUAUUUACAAUUACAUAUUCGAAUUAAAAAAAAUGAAUCAAAUAAACGUUUGCCUCUAUUAACUUGGUCACAUAUUGAUCUACGAAAUAUCUAUUCACUUUCCGUUGGACAACGAAAAGCAAACUGUCUUAUUCAAUUUCUCCGUUGGAAUGCCAGUUAUCUUAUUUGUUUACGUUCUCUGUCGAUUUAUUUGCGAAAAUCAAAAUUUGAUAAUUAUAUCCAGAUUAUAACAUCUGCACUUCAACAAAUGCCAUCUCUUAGAAAUAUUCGUAUUAAAUAUACAGCACAAUUCAAUCCUGAUAUCGAUCACUUUGAACCAUUAAUGACAUAUAUCUUUAGUACAAAAUCUACUAUACAAAAAUGUUCAUUUGAUUUUCGUAUGUUUCAUUACAAUAUGAUAGUGUCAAAAUGGUCAAUAAGUCCAACAUUAAAAUAUCUUAAUUUCUAUAAUACUUCUUGGAAUAAUUUAUUCUCUAUCCUCAGUUUAACACCUUACUUAUAUUCAUUUCAAGCACUAAUAAAGCAAUCGGAUACAAUUUUGAAUAAGGAUAUCGUUCUUACUCAUCUGAAAAAAGUAAAUUUAUAUCUUGUUCGUCCACAUUUGAUUCAACUUGAAAUGUUGAAAGAUGUAGCACCAAAUUUAGAAUCUCUUCAAGUACAAGGUAAUUUCAGUUCUAAACACCCCGCUUAUUUUAAUGAAAACUUAUGGUAUAAAGUAUUGAAUAAUUUGAAAUAUUUUUAUGUCAAUUUAAGCACAUAUUCAGAGUCUAAUUCUGAAAAACAAGUUUUAAGAGAUUAUAUUCUUGAUUUGAAUGGGAAAGGUUGGUUUACUUGGGAAGAACAUAUACCAAAUUUAUAUGCGUUUAUUAAAUUUACAUCAGUCACAAUUUAA